AAUGUUUACACGGUGAACCUUACAGCAGUGAACAUGUAGGAACCUAGAGACUGUCUACAUGUUCGGGUUACGGUAAGGAGCCCCGAUAUAGAACAGUAACUUUGAAGUUCAGCUUUGGUAAGCCAGGUGGUGUAAGAUGAAUGACUGUGAUUAGCUGUCUGACCAUGGCCCGUGUUGGUCCAGGUCAGGAUAUAGAGAUGAGGGAUGCAGCAGGACCCCCGGACAAUCCCAACGGAUCCAGACAGAGUCUACACUACAAUGAAACAGCAGUCACUGCUGAAAAUGUUGGCGCUGUUCCACCCAUGAAUGUCAUCAGCAAGGAAGUGAAAUGGAUAAAGAAAAACAUAAGGAAGCGCCAGUGUCGGCUCAUCGUGGAGAAGACGCCUAAAACAGAUCAACUACCACCCCUACGUACACAGUACAACAGGGCACAGAUCGAGACUUGGGUGGUUGGGUCUGGUGAUGCGUUGUGUCAGUGUGGGUACCGGAAGUCCUCACACCCACACACACGCCCUCAUGAUGGCUUCCCACCUGACGUCUGGAAUGUGGACGCGAACACUUACUCUCUACCAACAGACACAUUUGGGGAGGUGGAGUUUGUGGGGUAUGGGCAGACGGAACGAAAGUAUGUUCGUGUGGAUGUUAAAACAAAGACGAAUGAUAUGCUAAAGUUGAUGAUGGAUAUUUGGGGCCUUGACAAACCCAAUCUUCUUAUAUCUGUCACUGGGGGAGCGAAAAACUUCCACAUGAAAGCGAGGCUUAAAGAGGUAUUCCGCAGAGGCUUGAUGAAGGUUGCUAAAAGUACAGGUGCGUGGAUUAUCACUGGAGGGACCAACACUGGGGUGAUGAAACACGUCGGCGAGUCUGUGCGUGAUUAUGGCCUCACUUCUGUAUCAUCCACUCCCGUUGUUGCUAUCGGCAUAGCAACCUGGGGUGUCAUUCAGAACAAACAAGAACUUAUCAGUAAAGAUGGAAAUGGAAAGUGGCCAGCUCGAUAUAGGAUUGAGAAGGAAUCCAAAGUUCGAGAGAGCUCUCUCGAUCCCAACCACACCCAUUUUAUUCUUGUGGACAAUGGUACACAGCAUGAUUUUGGGGUAGAGAUCCCUUUCCGUGCGCAACUUGAACAGACUGUUGCCAACAUGAAAACUGAUACAAGCAAAGAUGCUGUGUCGGUCCCGAUCGUACUGUUGGUCUUACAGGGAGGUCCCAACACCCUACAGACAGUCAAACAGGCCGUCGCUAACAAUACACCUAUCGUAGUGGUCGAGGGAUCAGGCAAAGCAGCUGACAUCUUGGCAUAUGCCUACAAUAACUCUGGUGAGGAGGAAAUAGAGGUUACAGAUCAGGAUGGAAAUAUCUUAACCCAGAUGCGGACAGUGUUUGACGAUGCCCUUAGUGCAGAGGUUCAGGAGAUGGUACAGGAGGCGUACGGUACUAAAAACCUUGUCAACAACUGUGGAGUCGUCAAGGACUGUCUGGAGAAACGUGACCUCAUCAACGUCUUCAAACUUGGCACCUCUAUAGGCUCCCAGAAAGAUAUCGAUGUCCCCAUAUUACAUGCUCUGCUUAAAGCAAACAAAGGGCAGGACUUCCAUCAGUUGCGACUAGCUCUUGCCUGGAAUAGGAUAGAUAUCGCCAAAAGUGAAAUCUUCACAGACGACAAGUUGUGGCCGUCUGGAAGUUUGGACGAAAUCAUGUUGUUAGCUAUAAACCUGAACCGUGUGGACUUUGUUGAAAUGUUCCUAGACAAUGGAGUCAGUCUGAAGGAGUUCCUUACCGUCAAAGUCCUGCUGCAGCUCUAUAAUUCUGUCCAGAAAAACUCAAUGUUGUACACAUUACUGCAGAAAAUGAAGAAGAAAUCUGGGAAUAAGGAGAAAUAUGUUGGAUUGACAGAAGUUGGUAUGUUGCUCCAGUAUCUCCUGGGAGAUUUCUAUAUCCCCAUCUACUUGAAAGAGGCUUACUUCUCACGAAUAGAUACGGAGCUUGAACUUGAUGGUUGGUCAAGUCGACCUCCACCUGAACCCAACUUUAAGGAUGGCAUGCUUGGUGCUGCUCUGGUGAUGGGUAAUGCCAUGGCAGGCCCAGUAGAACAAUACAGACAGGAUUUUGAGAAUCCUUAUCAAGAGUUAUUUACAUGGGCUGUACUCCAAAACCGACAAGACAUGGCCAAGCUGUUCUGGAAACAGGGCAAGGAACCCACAUCAGCAGCCCUGGUGGCAUUUGGCCUUAUGACUGCCAUGGCAAGGAAAACAGAUGACUGUGAACUCGCUAAGAAAUUACAUGUCAAUGCUGAUGAGUUUUGCCUGCUGUCUGUAAAUGUGCUCAAUGAGUGCUAUGAGUUAGAUGAACAUAAGGCCCAGGACCUCCUUGUUCGAGAACUGGAUCACUGGGGUAGUGCCACAUGUGUCUUAAUCGCCGUGGAAACUGACAACAAACAUUUCAUCUCUCAGACCGCCUGCCAAUCCCUUCUGAACAGCGUUUGGAUGGGGAAACUCUCGCCUGACAACGGCACAAUUAGUAUGCUGACUUGUGUGCUGUGUCCACCAAUGCUGUUUCUCCUGAUGAAAUAUAAAGAGAUCGAAAAUCCUGACACUGUGCCGACCAAUACCAAUUACAACCAAUUCGAAACACAACCAAAGGAUGGUGACAGAGUACAGCUGGUUCGUCGACAAACCCAGCAUGGACUUUCUCGUGCACAGACUAUGCUCAACAUCAAAACUCAGGAUAUGGCUAAAGGAGAAGCUGAAGCCAGUAACAGAAACAAGCCUCUGAAGUAUAACCCUGUCCAGAAGAUCUACCUGUUCUACUCCUCACCUGUCAUCAUAUUCGUACACAAUGUCCUCUCCUACCUUUUGUUCCUGGGACUGUUCAGUUAUGUGCUACUGAUAAAGAUGGCAAAGACAGUGUCUGUACAGGAAAUCAUCCUGAUGGUGUGGGUGUUUAGUAUAUUUGCUGAGGAGAUCAGACAGUCUGUUAAAACUGUUAUGUCGUCUGCCUCAAAGACAUUUCAGACGAAGUUACAGAGUUAUAUCACAGACAAAUGGAAUGUGGUGGAUGUGUUUACGAUACUUUUGUUUGUCUGUGGGAUGAUACUCCGCUUCCUGCCGUAUGACAGCACGCUAGAAGUCGCCCGAGUGGUUCUCGCUCUGAACCUCAUCACAUUCUUCUUCCGCAUCCUCCAUAUCUUCUCUGUGCAUAAAGAGCUUGGACCUAAGCUUGUCAUGAUAGCUAGAAUGUUCUUUGACCUUCUGUACUUUGUCAUCAUUCUGAUGGUAUUUGUCGUGGCAUAUGCCAUUGCUGCCUAUUCCAUCCUCUACCCAAACUCCGAACUCUCCUUUGACCUUGCCAUCGCAGUAUUGAGGACAGCGUACUGGAACCUGUAUGGGGAACUCUUCUUGGAUGAAUUAGAACGGAAGGAGCCGGAAUGUACCUUUAACUCUCUGCUGUACAGCAAUGACACACUGCCACGCUGUCCUACACAGGUCGGCAGCUUUGUUGUACCCUGGCUGAUGGGUCUCUAUGUACUCUUCUCCAACAUCCUACUGCUCAACCUCCUCAUCGCCAUGUUCAGUUUCACGUUCCAGAAGAUCCAAGACAACACUGACCUACACUGGUGCUUCCAGCGGUACUUCCUGAUAUACGAGUAUUACUCUCGGCCAGUCCUCUUUCCACCUUUCGUUCUAAUUAGUCAUCUUUAUUUGAUAGUUAAAUGGAUUUUUACAAAGUGCUGUAAAAUAUGUGUGCAGAAAGAGGAUUCUGAUCUAAUCAAAAAGAUUCCCAAUGAAAGAGAGAUAAUUCAGUGGGAGAAUGUGAUAGCAGAUGCCUACUUGACACGGAAGGAACUGGCUGAGGCGGAAAACAUUGAUAACAGAAUUAAUAUCAUGCAUCAUAGGAUGGAGGUGUUGAUGUCUAAAGUGGAAGACAUUCAGGAUGAGCAGCAGAAUAUGACGGCAAUCCAACACACAUCAAACGCUGCAGUGGCACCUGCAGUUGCUCCUCGUCCACAACCUAGCCAACAGACGAUCACGGCAAAAAUGCCCCCUCAGUUAGAGAGGCGAAUUGUUUCUCUGGAAGAUCAGAUGUCCGUUACUUGUAAAGCACUGUCCUGGAUUGUCCAGUCUCUACAGGAAAAUGAUAUGUCGGCUAAUAGGGCUCCCCCAAAUCUACCAGAGCUUCAGACUCACGGGGAAAUAGAAAAAAAGAAGCGGAAGAGGAAUGAAGAUCUGGCUCUCACAAAUAUUGAGAAGAAGAGAGAGCUUCACUAUCGGUCCCGGUCAAGUCCCUACAGCGGCAGUAACGUAACUCGCUUCUUUGUUCCUGAUGAACUGGUAUUCUGGGAGACACCUUUCCCAGAGUACAGUCCUGUGAAAUAUCUGUCGCCUGAGGUCAAGGCCAAUCCUUACUGGGCAGACAAGGAAGACCUCAUAGAAUUGCCUCCCAACAAGAGAGACGGGAAGAUCAAAUUUAACACAUUCGACUAUGUCUGCAAGGUUGACCGUACCAGCCAUCUUGGUGAUUAUAAAAUUGUGGAUGGCCUUCCUCAAAACCCAUUUGGUCGGACUGGUAUCAUUGGCCGAGGGUUGCUUGGCAGAUGGGGCCCUAACCAUGCUGGUGAUCCCAUUGUGACAAGGUGGAAACGUGACAACAAAGGACAGAUUAUCAAAAGUGGAGGAAAGCCGUUGUUGGAGUUUGUCAGUAUACAAAGAACUGAUAACCAAUUGUGGUCGUUACCUGGGGGAAUGUGUGAACCUGGUCAGCAAAUACAUGAAUGUCUGAAAGCUGAAUUCUCUGAGGAAGCUCUUGGCUCGCUCAUUACAAAUGAGGAUCACAAAAAGGAGCUGAAUGCAAAGUUGGAUAUGAUGUUUAAAAUUGGCAAGGAGGUAUGGCGUGGGUAUGCUGAUGACCCUAGGAAUACAGACAAUGCCUGGUUAGAGACCUUGGUCUUCCAUUACCAUGACGAUGAUGGAUCCAUUCUCAAUAACUUCACACUCAGGGCUGGCGAGACUGUAGAAAAGGCUACCUGGUCUACGGCCUCAUCCGCACUACAACUUCAUGGCGCCCACCUGUUCUAUCUAAAGAAAGUUGUAGAGAAACUACAGGCUGCAUUCUAGUGACUGAGCAUACAUCUAUGUAUACAGGAAACAGGCUCACUUACCUGAACGAAAGUCACAGAACACCAUUACCAAAUUAACUAGACUUUAAUGUGACUGUUGUUUUAUUACAGUAGCUUUGAUCAGCUGAUGCAUUCAAAGUUUACCGACUGUUAGGUACUGGAUAUUACAGCUUGAUGUAUUCACUGAUAAACUGGUGAUUGUGUCUCAAAAACUGAAAUUCGAUUGACCAUUGAAAGAUAAAAUUCUUCCACAUAUAUCCGGUGCAGAUGUAAACAAAAUACAUUUUAUAUCAAAACACCCGAGACUGUUUAUUUGGUUUUUGAAGGGAGAGUGUGGACGCAUGUGAUAUGUGCUACAAACCUAUAUAUUUAUUGUAAUUGUUUUUUAAUUAUUUAUUUAUUUUUAACUAAAUUGUAAUUUUCUUUUUUUAUUUCGGUAUUUUAUAUCGAUAGAUUAAAAAUGUAUUUUUAUGUAUCAUAAAUAAUGACAAAAUCUGCUAUUUUUGACUUCGAUUAUCCAGCAGAUUGCACAGAUAACUAAAAUCUUGGAAUGAAAGUCAAUUUACUUUCCUGUACGUCCACCUUUUGGUUACCUCUGUCUGUAUGAUAGGAUCCUUUACGAACAGAAUUAUUUUGAUAUUCUGUAAAAUCUGCUUAAAUCAAAAGAGUAAGUAAUAUAACAAAAUAUUCCCUAUGAAGUCAUUGUUUCGUGAUAUUAAAGGUAUAUCACAUGUUAAAAUGGAAUGCCUAUGUGUUAUGCUAUUUUUUGUUUAAAAUGUUGUGAAAGAGGCCAGGGAAAUUACCCAUAAGCUGCAUGGAUCAGAAAAGCUUGAAAUUCAUAGAUGGAAUUUAAUACGCUAAUUAUCGUAGUGAAUAAUAUUUUUCCAUAUUUUCAACAUCAUUAUGUUUGGUAGUAUAACAACGGUUACAGAACAGUUACAACAAAACAACUAAAUGGUUACAUUUGAAAAUCAAAACGUUAAGUUGCUCAUAGGUGUUAAUGUACUGAUUUGAGUAUAGAAUAAGACUAAUACACUUUCAUUACAAUAGUUGAAGGUUAUGUUUGUCCGUAUCCACUCUUAAUUGGCAUGCUAAAUUUUAUAAUGUUCACAUUAACUUUGUGAAAUUAACGACAACGUCAAACAAUGGUUUUAACUGUAGACAGGACGUUAUAUAAGCCAAUACAGAAACAAACGCACCAUUCACAUUGAUAAAAUACAGAUAGUUUGAAAUGACCGACACUAAAUAUAUUGCACCACUUAAAGUAAUGAAAUAAACUCCUGACAAAUAUAAUGCAGAACAAUAGAACGUGAUAAAUGAUUAUUAUGUUUAAUGAAUUAGAAUAGUUUGUUACUAUGACAAAGAUCACCGUUUCUGUACAUUUUACUUAUCAUGACCUCUAGUUUGUGGCUUUCCUACGUUGUAUUUAAAUGAACGACCGAUGUUACCAUGUUUAUCACAUGUUUGCAUUAAGCCAAAAGUUUGAGAUAUUUCACGCAUAGUUCAUCACUAAAUGUAAGUCUCUUUGCGGUAUUUCCGAUUGGAAAGAGGAUUAUGUUAUGCUUACCAUAAUGCAAUAUAAGCAAACGUUUGGAUUUCAGGGUGUUUGAUAUCUGAACCAUUAUAUGAAUAUAUAUUUACCAAAAUUAUUUCUGAGAGACAGGUAUUGACGGGAUGACAGGAAGUGGUGUUAUUUGGAGGGAAACAUGACAUUUUUUUUAUAUUUUAAUUUAAGGUUUUGAGAAAUAUUGUUUUUCGUAGUUUAUGGGUUUUAAAAACCUAAUGAAUAUAUGUUGUGGCCUAAUUGACGGAAAAGUUGUUCAAUGGCUGAGGUACUUGCAAAUGAUAUUUAUCUUGGUAUUGAAAUGUAAUGCAAUCUUACCAUUCCUAUAUGUUAGGACAAACGAUGCUGACCUGUGAUAUUUUUGACAACUUAUUUGUAAAUAAUGUAUAUUAAUAUAUGUAAUAACUUCUUCGUGAAAUGAGACAUUACAAUCCAUAGUUACCUCCAAUCAUUCAUCAGAAUUGAAACACAAAUUCUAUAUUUUCUAAUGCUUGAUUUAGCCGUGAUAAUCCUAGUACAGAAAAUGCUUGAUUUAGCCGUGAUAAUCCUAGCACAGAAAAUGCCUGAUUUAGCCGUGAUAAUCCUAGUACAGAAAAUGCCUGAUUUAGCCGUGAUAAUCCUAGUACAGAAAAUGCCUGAUUUAGCCGUGAUAAUCCUAGUACAGAAAAUGCACCAUGCGUGCAUCAUCUGCUGACUUUUCAUGAUCAAAUAAUCCCGAUAAAGUUUGAGCUCCAUUUCUUGGUUUUAAUUCUUGUUAAUGUUUUAAAUCUCAUAAUCAUUGUUCUAAAUUUUAAAAUGUUUAAAUGUCUAUCUGCCCUUGACUAGUUUUCAUCGUGCAUUAGCUUGUUUAUAACGUUUUUACACCAUUUGGUAUCAAGGUUCAUCUUGACUACCCUGUGAUAAUCUACUUCCCUGUGAUUAAAAGGAUCCUCAUUAAUUACUACCAAUUAGACCUGUUCAAAACCCCAGCUAUUUCCCAAAAGAGACCGCUAUAUCCAGGCAGACAAUUGGCCUAUAACAUAACAGAUCCUUUCAUGAACUCUCAUCGUCAUUUCAGAGCGUAUCUCAGACCGCCAUCCAAUACCAGGCCACCCUUACUCAGUGACACUUGGUCUAUACUCUCUCCCCAUCACUACAGACCGUCAUCCAAUACCAGGCCACCCUUACUCAGUGACACCUGGUCUAUACUCUCUCCCCAUCACUACAGACUGUCAUCCAAUACCAGGCCACCCUUAUUCAGUGACACCUGGUCUAUACUCUCUCCCCAUCACUACAGACUGUCACACCACACCAUUACCACUAGAGACUAUUGCCACCACUCCGUGAGAUUAUACUGUACCCCCGCCCUUAUAUUAGAUACUGAUACUCCUUUAGCAUCUAGUCCCCAAAUAUCUUUAUUCACAAGGUAGCUUUAAAUGCCUUUUGGUCAUGUCUUUCUUUUAAUAACCUUAUUUCGUUAUUUGUAGUUGUUUAUUUAUCGAAUUGUAUUUGACACAGAGAUCUGGCUUGAAUUGUUUAAAUGAUUGAUCUUUUUGCAUCAUAUACCAAUUUACAUAAUUGCAGUAAUGCGUAUCAUGUCAACAUACCACAUGUCGUGAAAUUGAAACAUUCUUUUGUAAUAAUUGAUAACUUAUCAAUAUUAUUAACAGUAACAUUAUUUGUUGUUUGUUUUUAUCAUUAUGAGGAGAUACCUGAAAAUAUCCUAAACCACUGGUUUAAGUUAAAGCCUUACUUGAUUUACAUGAAAUCCGUCCUUAACUAGGUUUAUAUAAAUGUAGAUUUUGUACAUGGUAAAGCAUGCAUCGUAAGACAGGCAAUGCGUCCUAUAUAUAUUGAAUUGCACUUUGACCCUGUACUUCAUGUAAUCCGUCCUUAAUUAUUUGUUUAUUUAAAUUUCAGUUUGCGUUUUUAGUUUUUUUUAAAGUAAUUAAAAUGAUAAAUUAAUUCACACUUUUAGUGUAAGCAAAUGCAUACUAUAUAUGUUUUUUGGUGCGAUCUGUUUGUUAUAAUUUCGAAAUAUAUUGACGUUACUAUGACAACAACCUCCGAUAGACUUACCUAAUAAAAUCAAUAUGAUCUUGCCUUUUGCGACAUUAUAUGAGUUCAUUAAUGCUGAUUUAACUCGGUAUAUAUAAUGUUGAAUUAAUUGAUGAUGAUAGUAGUGACUGAUCAUUAUUUACAAUUUUGUUUCAACCUUUAUAUUUAAAUGAAGUGAAUAACAACAUUGACACAGCGAAUGAUGUAUUACUUAUGCUGCUGUCGCAAAAUAUGUUAUCGACAAUAUAUUACCCCUCCUAUGAUCUGAUACGAACAUUAUAUUUUUAUAAAAAUAUCAUUUCAAAAUCUUUGUUUUGAUAGUAUAGAAAAUAGGUCUCUAUAUGUGGGUACCUUAACUGUUAAUGUAUACUGAACAUAGGAUUUCAUGAAUAUAUGUCGGGGACCGUUAGUGUUAAUUUAAACUAAACAUAGGAUUUCAUGACUAUAUGUCGGGGACCGUAAGUGUUAAUUUAUACUAAACAUAGGAUUUCAUGACUAUAUGUGGGGUACCGUAACUGUUAAUUUACACCAAGCAUAGAAUUUCAUGACUAUAUGUGGGGUACCGUAACUGUUAAUUUAUACCAAACAUAGAAUUUCAUGACUAUAUGUGGGGUACCGUAACUGUUAAUUUAUACUAAUCAUAGGAUUUCAUGACUGUGUCGAGUACCGUUAGUUUUAAUUUGUACUUAAAAAGGUAACAUAGAAUUUUAUCGCGGUAUGUCAUGGAGUCAAUGAAGAUUAUGCAUUAAAAUUUCUUAUCUAACAUG
Pecten maximus is the source of this 9481-nucleotide messenger RNA. Its product is annotated as transient receptor potential cation channel subfamily M member-like 2. NCBI's taxonomy places the organism in Eukaryota, Metazoa, Mollusca, Bivalvia, Pectinida, Pectinidae. The coding region runs from base 141 to 5111 and encodes 1656 amino acids. The transcript is spliced from 37 exons. Gene Ontology annotation, cellular component: membrane. The record is from RefSeq and is a predicted model, not a curated record. Gene Ontology annotation, molecular function: ligand-gated calcium channel activity. Gene Ontology annotation, biological process: calcium ion transmembrane transport.